This is a messenger RNA of Seriola aureovittata, 2865 nucleotides long. RefSeq names its product potassium voltage-gated channel subfamily S member 3-like. The transcript has 2 exons. Lineage: Eukaryota; Metazoa; Chordata; Actinopteri; Carangiformes; Carangidae. Gene Ontology annotation, cellular component: membrane; voltage-gated potassium channel complex. The coding region runs from base 199 to 1500 and encodes 433 amino acids. The record is from RefSeq and is a predicted model, not a curated record. Gene Ontology annotation, molecular function: protein binding; voltage-gated potassium channel activity. Gene Ontology annotation, biological process: protein homooligomerization; potassium ion transmembrane transport.
GCAGCCGUGUGAUCAGCUGUCCUGUCAGAAAGCUGCGUCCCGCCCUGCGCUGGACUCAGAGACACCACCUCACCGGGCCGCGCGUUGAGCGGAGCAGAGCAGCGACAGGACAUCAGCGGGACGACACAUGGCCAGGCAACAACGCCUCUGAGAUUUUCACCGGGGGUCAGUGAACAGCUUCCAAGCAGCUGCUGCACCAUGGUGUACGGUCAGAUCUUCCAUCAGCACAGCUCUGACGACUGCUUCAUCAAUGUCAACGUUGGAGGUUUCAAACAGAGGAUGGAGCACACCGUGCUGAGAAAAUUCCCACAGACACGCCUCGGACGUCUCCUGUGCUGCAGCUCCACAGAGGCGAUCCUGGAGCUCUGCGACGACUUUAGUCCCUCUGAGAUGGAGUACUAUUUCGAUCGCAACCCUCGAUUCUUCUGCUACGUCCUCAACUUUUACCUCACAGGUAAAAUCCACCUGGUGGACGGACUGUGUGUAGUCUCAUUUUGUCAAGAGAUUGAGUAUUGGGGCAUAAAGGAGCGUCACCUGGACUUCUGCUGCAGCAACAAAUUCUAUGAGCUGAGGGAGCUCUCGGAGGACAAGUGCUGGGAUCAGAGGAGCGACGACCUGCAGCCCCACAGCUCAGACUCCUCCAGUGAGGAGCUGUCGGCUGGGGAGGAGGACAUAGAAAUGUUUGAAGGCUCCUGGUGUGCAGAUGUCCGCAGGAAUAUCUGGAUUCUACUUGAGAAUCCAGGUUACUCCACUUCAGCCAAAGCGAUGGCCGUGGCCUCCCUAAGCAUGGUUAUCGUCUCCAUUGUCGCCAUGUGCGUUCACAGCAUGCCGGACUUCCAUCAGGUGGACGCCAAUGAAAAAGAGAUCGAGAACCCAGUGCUGUCGUUCUUUGAGAACCUCUGUGUGCUCUUCUUCUCUGCAGAGUUUAUUCUUCGUUUGGCGGUUGCUCCAUCAGCCAGGAAGUUCUUGUGCAGCCCUCUCAAUAUUAUUGACUUAAUGUCAGUUAUACCCUUCUAUGUGACUAUAGCCUGUGACAUAAUGGAUGAAGGUGAAAGCACAGAAUUGGAGAACGUUGGCAAGGUGGUGCAGAUCUUGAGGUUGAUGCGAGUGUUUCGCAUCCUAAAGCUGGCUCGCCAUUCGGCUGGCCUCCGCUCUCUCGGCGCCACGCUGCGGCACAGCUCCCGCGAGGUUGGGCUGCUGGUGCUUUUCCUGUCUGUGGGCAUCUCCAUGUUCUCGGCUCUCAUUUACUUUGUAGAGAAGGAAUCUCAAGAGUCAGAGCUGCAGACUAUCCCCAUUGGCUGGUGGUGGGCCACCAUUAGCAUGACCACAGUGGGCUACGGGGACACCUUCCCCGUUACGCUUCCUGGGAAACUGAUAGGAACCCUGUGCAUCAUCUGUGGACUGCUGAUUGUAGCUCUGCCCAUUACUAACAUUUUCAACAAGUUCUCCAAGUUCUACCAGAAGCAAAAACACAUAGAUCUCAGACAAAGCAAUCACUGAAGUGCUGCACGGAGCAAAUUAGUAACUCUUCAUCACCCACAACUCAGGAGAAGAGUAGCAGACACAUACGUGUCAGGUAGCUGUUCAAAUCAGGAUUAUGUUUGGUUCAUCAUUUCCUAUGCGAAAGGAGAACAAAAAAAAGACUCUAUGAAAGUGACAUAAAUAAAUGGGGAUCAAGCAAAUCGUAUUCUCUUCUAAAAACCGUCUCAAAACAUUUCUAAAACCAAGUAAACAUCUCCAUCUUGUUUUGUCUAACCCAUUGGUUUUCAGUAUUUUUCACGUCAAGGACCCGACACAAAUUAGACCAAGGUCCCAGAUACCAGAUAAGAAUUUUGCUUUUAGAUGUUUUAUUACAGAAAGUGUUUAAACCCAGGACCCAAACAGUCACACAAUCUACCAUUGUGUUACUUAUGGAUGGAAGUAUAGUGAAAAUCAGUUAUCCCCCUUUUUGUUGGGAACCCCAUCAAGGACCCCUGGGGUCCCCGGACCCCACUUUUCGAAUCCCAAAGAAGUUCUUUACAUUUUACCUGAGGACUAUUUACCAGUGAGACUGAUAACGGUGAAUAUGACACAAUAGCAUAGAGCAACAGUCACACAGUGACCUGUCUCAGUAAAGCCAGUUACCCAAUAAUAUUAAUUUGAAAUAAGAUCAUAGCAGAGGAACUGCAGAGUGCACUGAAUUCUCCUCUGGUGCUUCUGAAUUCAGCUUUUCAUGUGAAUGUGUUUUUUCUUCUUCUAAAACUUCCACAGCAUCGUAAAAAUAGCACAAGAAGUCAUUUACUGAGGUGUUUUUUGUCAGUUGAUCAGUUUGUGAACUGAUGAAUCUUUUAGCUUCAACGUCCAUUAUGUAAGUUCGACAGAAAAACAGUCGGUCACAUUCAUUCCUGCAUUUACAGCAAGUUUGAAAAACCUCUGAGCUGUGACGCAGCAUUGUGAACGUCCUCUGCCCGAGCCGGUUCUCCUCUCCUGUCGACCGCGCUGUCGCAGUCCUCAUCUGCUAUUGAUCCAUGAGUCCUGUGUUGUCAUGUCUCUGCUGUAUUUUGUUUCACAAGGCUUUUAAUUGAGCCGUCCGGCGAGAGGCCUCCUGCUGUUUGCUGGGUCAUCGUCGUAAUGAGUUCUUAAUCAAUCCGCCUGUGUCAACAACAAUUAAAGUCAAUAAGAAAAAGGUACUGAAUUCACAAUUCAUCCCUUGAUGAGGAUCGCCAGUCUAUAAAGAGAAGAAUAAACCUGACAGUGAGGUUAUUGUGUCUGUUUUCUUAAUUAGCAGGAUUUGUGGUUAUGACAGGGCUGUGAACAGGUUAUAUUUCACAUCUCUGUUUAUUCUGUAUAUGGCGAAACAUUCAGUCAUGCUGAGGUUUGAUGCUC